AUGAAUGCACGGCAGAGUGGCCUUAUAAAUACUGAUAUUUUGCUAAAACGGGUAAGGUUUUGCUCGUUUCAUUUCUAUAUUACGUAUAUAAGAAACAAGACCGCUCGAAAGUAAUCUUCCAUAUAUUCAAAAAUGAAGUGACUAUUUGGUGGUAGUCAUUUCUGUGACAACUGGUAUAGUUUUCAGACAGAAAACAGUUUCUGUCGAUCUAAACGAAGGAUUGCUUGUGUUUCUUAUUACUGCGGUUUACGGCACUGAGUCGCACAGAUUUGCUAAUCUGACUUUAAAAAAUCGAUGGAAUGUCUGGUUUUCUAAAAAUGACCUGUGUGUUAGCGAUCUGAUAUCCAUGGUUACCACAGGCCAAAAGGCAAUUUUCCAGCGCGGUAAGCUCUUUUGAGUAAAACGGUUAGGGGCACAUUAAUCUUCUCUCAAAGGAAAACACACCCAAAUGCACAAUCGAAGCCUAGGACAGGUAUAUGCUUAGACAAUUGUCCAAAGAACACUCGACGUCCAUAUCUGUUCCCAUUUGUAAACAUUUUGCCAAAAAAUAACAUGGGAACAUUUAUUUCAUAAGAAAUGGACAUUUCCUAGAAAGAGGCCGGACGAGCACGCAAAAUGUGCAAUAUUUAAUGCAUCCGCAAAUUCUCACAUUAGUUUCCCUUAUCAGGUUUCAUGAGCUAGUUCGCAUACAGUAUAUAUUAACCCGACAUCUCGAAACACAGAAAAAUUUAAUGCGCGGAGGAAUUAAAAACAAGAGCUUGCACAUUUUAUGCCAGUUUACUGGAAAUCGGUAGACUUUCAGACCAACAGCAGACAAUUCUUGACAAGGACCGUUUCUCGUUCCCAUCAGCGGCAAAUUUUUUUUUCAUAGGUAUUUUUGAUUGAAUGUUGUAUGGUAGGCCGAAAUUGUUGAAAAUGUGGGAAAAACGUAAUUUUUAUCCUGUUAACUAUGCCAGGACAGUUGUUCACAAGUUUUUUUUAGAAAGGCCGCUGGUUAGGCUAUUGGAUGGAUAUUGUGAGGAAUGAGGUGAAUUCCAAAAAUAGUCAUAUCGCUUAUAAACAACUUUUUCACGUGCAGGACAGUCGUGGAAGACAGGCAUGAUUCAAGUAAAUGUGAUGAUUCUCGUUUUCUGUGGUUAACAUAUUGUUCUUGAGAACAAGAUGUGCACGUUCGGCUGAGCUGCAAACCAAAGUGCACAUGUGGGUGGGUGUGAAAAUUUGAAAGUCCAUGAGCAAGACAUUCUGUGAACUGAAGUAAGCAGACGCGAUUGGCCUUAUGACCCGUCAUUUUGACUAGACCUCGCUUCAAUACACAUGCGUCGGGCGACGCCCAGGGGUCAUAGGCAAUCAGGUUUGCGUUGGUUGCUUUGCUUUAGAGGUGCGUCUACCCAUUAACCGAUGACUGUUGGACAGUCUCUGUGCAGUGCACAAUGUAGAACAUAUGUUCGCGAGAUUCACUGUGAAAUUUUACGAAGCCAACAAUAUAUUCCUAAUAGCGUGUAGAAAUGUAUGAUUUUCCUAAUACCGAAUAUACGUAGCUUGUAGUUUGGCAGCUCUGAAUAAAAGUCUAACAAUAAAAGUCUAACGGCAAGUCACGUUCAAAAGUAUCCGCAAAUUAAAAGUUUUUUUGAAUUUGAUUGUUAAUAUGUCUUUAGGUGCAAUAUAUAAACAAGACGUACUAAAUUGCCAAACAGGUAAAAUAAGGAAUAUUUAUGUACGUGUUUAUCUACUAAAUUAAAAUAGAAGUGAUGGCUGAGAUUGUAAACAGAGCAUUUUGUGUGUAUUAAGAAAACGUUUCUUCCGUGGACUUAAUAUGUACUUUUUCGUUCUGUGCUAUGUCAAGUUUCAGGUCGGUCUUGAAAUAUCGCUGAAUAAUUCAUGAUUUUUAGUGUCUUCAAUUGAUUGCCCGUUAGGACAAUCCUGCACUUGUGUUUGUUAGAAUCCAUCAAAUGAGAUGUUUCUUGAAGACAUUUACCAAAUUAGCGAAGUUGUGAGCGUUCUUUUUCAUAAUCAUAACAAUGUCCAGAACGAUUAUAUGCUUAUGAUCAAUUAAACGACCAUUUCAACUGAGUUAUCUCUUCAAAAGUGCCUUAAUGUUGUACUUCUGGAAACACUCCCGGUUCUCUUUCAUUACAAGGUAAAGUCCGGAAAACUUAGGUCAUUAUGGCAGCUGGUAUGCUUCUCUGGUCGAUACUAGAAUUUUUCUGUCGAAAACGAUAAAAUGUUUAUUUCAAUUUAUUUCUCUUUCUAUCCUUGUCUAUUUCCUGUUUCGCUUCGUCGAUAGCAAAUGCUCAACAGUGUGAUCAUAUAAAUACUUGACUGGUUCUUGCAUUGCAAAUUAGUGCCUGUUUCAUUUGAAGAUUGCGUACUAGCAGAAACUGGAUAGCAUAAAAGGCGUCCUACUACUAUGUGCUCGAAAGCUACAUUGAUUAUCUGACUGUGGGAGUUUUCGUAGCAACUUGAGAAGCAUUUCCCUACGUUUGGAAGUUGCCGGUGUAUCAGAAACGGUGAUUGCCCAAUGACGUCAUUACUACUUAGCAAAACAAAAAAUUGUGCAUUUUUCCAAACGAUAAUUUUUGAAGAUGAAGAUGCAAGGUGCUUUUGAAAAUGACGCGCUCAUUUAUAUUCUGCCUCGAUCGAUAUACGCGAAAUGAAAUAUCACCCCUUAAGUUAAGAAUAUCUGAUUUGGAAAGCUUUCCUUGUUUUAAUUAAUGUCACUUACUAGCGAAACCUGCAUCAACUCACAUAUGUAGCAUGAAAGUUUUAUUACACCAAGGACUAACCAAAAGACUGAACGGUAUCGAUUUUAGUUCAAAAUUUUGAGAACAUAUCUGCGAGGAAAAUGUCUUCACUAACGCGAUAAACUAAGAAGGCAAAUGCACAAUAUCCACGAUAUUUCAGACUGAUUACCCAGACUUCCGUCACCAAAUUGCAAUCUGAACACUAAACGUCCGGUCUUCUUAUUACACAAAAAUUUAUGUAUGGACACCCAAAUACGUCUAUUGAUUGUUCACGCUAAAAUACCAAAGCAAACGUGUCUUCUAAACUGCCGGAAAAACCAUACGUUUUUUUGUCAAAACAUCUAAACCCCCUCAUGCCACCUGUAUCGAUCAGGUAACACCUUGAGUAUACCCAUGAUAAUCGCAAACUGGGUAACAAGUAUUGGUCAGCAAAACUGUGUCAGCGCUCGUAGGUUCUUGAUCUACUUUCCAACGGUUUUCUACCUGCUGCUCCAAAGAAAAAUCGGAAAGUUGGUCGGAAUUUUAAAAUAUGUCCAUAAGUGGAGAAGACUUCGUAAGUUCGACUGAACCUGUAAAAGUCCCGAACCAAAUUAAAUAAGUGCAUUCCGGUGUUGUGAGAACGCCCCAAACUAAGAGGUACGCAGUUUUACCUUAUUUUUUAAAAUUCUACCUUGAAUUUUAUCAUACUUCCUGUAAAGGCGAAAGAAAGUUUCCUUGUUACACUUACCUCAUAAAGGAUGACAUUCUCCAGAUAGAUACUGGAGUCUCUACCAGAAAUUGCACGGGGACUUCUGGGGGACACACAGAUAAACCGAAAAAGCAAGAGAACAAUGGACUCAGACCCAGAUAUGGCGGUGGGUACAUAAGAAAUACUUCGGUCUUUCUCAUCAGAGUUCGAACCCGCCGUUUGAAAUAUGCGAUAAUUCUGAAACCUAUUGGUACUCUGUUACAACAAAGUUGGCGCUGCGUUGAUAAAUUAGAGAGUAGUUUCAAGUGAACCCAUGCGUCUCUAAACUGGGAAUGCGUCAUUUCUGCGUCGGCCUGACACAAUUGUCUGCUAGACAGACGUGCAAAUGCAGUCGGGGUCCGCCGUUGUCUCCUAGUCAUAUCGCCGGGGGUGUGGUGGUACAUCUAGAUGUGGGUUUAUGCCACGCCAGUGAUCUGCGCCUUCCCCCCGCCCCCGGUUUUCUUGACUCUGUCACGUUUCACUGAAGAUUUCAACCCAACAACACUGUGCUCACCAUGCAUCGUUCACUUGAUCAGACUUCGGCAACCUGGAAACUGAGAAAGUACGUCGCUCAAAACAGAACCCAAAGGAGUGCUGACAUACGCCAGUCAAGUUCGUUUGAAUGAACUCAGGGCUGGCGCAUGCUGCAUGUUGGCGCUCUGCGGGACAGUGAAUGACCUGUGCUCACAGGGGGACAUGCAUCAGCUGCAGUGACCUCUCUAAAGUCCACUAUGUGCAGGCUCUUUGGAGUCCGUCACGGAAGGCUUAUUUCCAAUCACAUGAGAUCACCCAGGACAGCAGACGCCUGCUGACGCCGAACAUAUAUAAACCUACCAGUCUUCGAGUCUGAAUCCUUUGGCAGAAGCAAGCAAUCCCCUGACAAUGGGGACAUGGGAGAUUCUUCGGUGGACAUUCUGGCUAGCAGUGCAGUGGGCAUUCUGCAGUCUGAGGGCCGAUGAUUACACAGAAGGGCCAAACAAGGGACACAAUGGAAACACGUCCACCGGUAAGUACUCCAGUCAGCUUGCGGUGGGUUUGCAUGGAAAAGUGUUAAUGAUUCUUCUUUUCUUUUGCCAACAUUGUUGAGGACUACCGGGCAUGCAGCGAAGCAUACUGUUGGGGGAAAUUGGAAACAUCGCGUGUGUUUCUUCCACCCAUUUAAGACACGACUGCAACAUUCGGUAGCUAAAGGGAUUUUUCAUGAUUUCUUUGCCCAAAAAGCCGUUCUGUCGGUCAACUGGCACACUAAACAGACUAUCUUGAUAUUUAAUUGCGAUAUCACUGAAAUGUACGCCGUGUACCUACCUGCCAAUAAGCGUGAAAAUCUGUCAACUGGGAUGUGUUCAUACAACACUCGAUUAAUGUUCGCAAAUUCCUGUGAACUACCUGACUUUGUCUUUUUUACCACCAAAACCAAGUAUGUAGCCUGCAUCAUCGUGCCCUUCCCAGGGGUUGGAAUGUCAUUAAUCUGAAUUGCAAGUCGGAGAAUCGGAUAGGAAUACCCAUUCUACGGGUGGAUAAGGAAGGCGAACGCACGGCUUACAACGUCAGGACGCGCAAGCCGGUUCUUCACAUUGGAAGCCGCUCCUCCGUUUGUAGCCAAACAACCCCUCAUCUCCAACACCACGCGGAGACUGAAGAAUUAGAGUCCCUCACCUUUUACUGACUGCUAUGAUUUUGUUGUGUUCAAAGCGUAUGGAGGAGUAUAUGUGUUUGAAUAGAAGAGGGUGGUAGUUUAGGUCUCUAAAAAAGUGUUUUAGCUGUGUGAGAAUUGCAUACGCGAUUGCAUGAAGUUUCCUGUUACCUAUAAUCACACGUUUCAUGGUACCGUUCGUAAGGCAUGUGCCGUAAAUCGCCUCUGUCGAACCAAUCUCGGUGAGCUAGAAGGAUUUAAUUAAGGAAACAUUCCAAAAGAGAGGAGUCCUAAAGUUCUUGUGGCUGACAUAGUCACUGACAACGUAGUGGCGAUUUUCUUGCCUAUUUGAUGAGAAUAUGGCCUUUGUUUGCAAAUAUGCCUGUAGACUCCAGGCCCAAAUCCGAGUUAGUUGAGUUAUUUGGUGACGGAUGGCGUAAACCUCCAGCUAAAAAGAGGCAAAAAGGUCGGACUACUGUCUUCAUUCAGGCCUCGAACUUUAAGCACAGUGAGCUCCAAUCAAGCACGUGUAAUGUAAAUGUUUAUUUUACUCCCUUCAUUUUGUUUAAUGCAGGACGACCCGAUUCGCUAAAACGGAAGAAACCAACCACACUACUAAAGAUGACGUUCAGUUAAAAGCAAACAUGUGACGUGUAUGAAACGACUUCCCAUCCAGCGUUCUGUUGGUCAAUUCCCUAGCCUCAUCCAAAUCAACCUUCCCAAACAAGAUAUUUUUUGAUAAUUGCGAUAAAUACUCUGUAUGUGCUGGCGUAAGCUGUAAUUCGGAUAUGAAAUCAACGGAAUAGGACAGCAUGGGGGCAAGAGUAUUCCGUGCACAAGAGAAAACACCAGAAUCAGACCUGAUCUUCAGGACGUACAGUGGACCACAACUGUGCCUUUAACGAAGCUAUCGUCAGCCAAGAUUAUAUUUACAGGUUUGGUCUGAUAUACAGCGACAACACACUCUUUUAUUAAUUCAGCCUUGGGUACAGGUUGCGUUGCAGUAAAUUAUUUAGCAUCAGUCUCCAAUGCAUGAGGGUUAAACUAAGAUUCGACUUAUCUCCGAUCAACUAAAACAGCUGCGUUCGCUGGACGAAAUGCUUAUGGCAGUUUUAUGCUUCGCACGAUUUGUGAAUCAAAUGAACAAUUAUAUGACCCUCGUUUAUUGAACGUUGAUUUAUAACUGAUUAUUUCCCCCGUUAGCAUGCACUCACACAGCUUCCCACUUUUUAAGCCUCUUUAGAAAUAUACAAUUUCACUGCCGAAGCUCUGAAUUCCAGCGCCAUCAGGCUCAGUUGGGAUCUACCCCUGGGAGACCAAGUGCAUACCUACAUGAUUAAUAUUCAAUUUAACGAAACUAAUGGCUCAAGGAUUACUGACGAUCAUUCUGUCUACUCCAAUAAAUCCACUUAUGUCAUUGGUGGUUUACCUGCUGAUCGCGAGAUCGAUGUGAGGGUCGCGAUUGUCACGGGAUACGGAGUGCCAUCUGACGAGGGCGUUGCAGACAACUGGAGUGAAGUCCGUCGAGUGAAAACAUAUUCUGGUAAGUUUGCGCUUGCGGCUUAUUGACCAAGAGAGUGGACUUAAAUGUAGGCGAAUCUUAAAGCAAUCCAAAUUAUGAAUGUUUUAUGUCGACUGAAUCUAAUUUAACUGGUAGUUUCCUUGAUUUCACCGACAGUGUCGCAUAUCAUGGAGCGAUCGACGUUUCUGUCUCUGUUAUAGUCACUAGAAGCUUCUCGCACGUUCGAAUUCGGUUAAUUUUAAAGUCCAUACUGGUUGGGCUAAGAGAGAGAAAGCGAGUCCGUAAGACACAAGGGAACGAGUGAGUUCCGUAGGAACAAUCGGUAAGCGACCCCCUACCAUUGCAUAUUCCUGAUCGAAACCGACAGGACAACGAGCCCCUGACUCAGUGGUUAGAGGCAUUGGACUUUUAACUAACAGGUCGCGGGAUCGAGCCUUAGGUGUUCUACACCUCGGAGUUGGGUAUGACUGGCUGACGACGGCUAAUAAGCCAGAACUGGCCAUUCCAGUCUGCCUUGUCUUUAUCGGUAAUAGCAUCCAGUCUAUAUCAUGCGCCGCUGUGCGGCUGCAGGUUGGGCUCGUGCGAGAACCCGUAAAGCACAUCUGGACGAGUGAGUUCCGUAGGAACCAUCGGUGAGUUCCCCGUCUACCAUUCUAUAUAUUCUGGAAAAUAUUUGUCGUCAUUAGACGCAUUAAAACUUUCACUUGAGAUACUGGAAGUUAGCUAGAAAGCCGAACUUAAGCACCCAAAGUGCCAGAUAAUUUGCAUCAUUCCCCCCGCUACUUAAUUGCAUAACACUACUUUAUUCUGUUCUUACCAAAACUGGAAAAAACAGAUUUUGACUAUUAUUUCACAGCUUCGAUGUCUACCAUAAUUUGCGCAGCAGUAUUUAUUUAAAAUGCUGAGCUUCGUCCCGAAACUAGUGACUGAUGAGCAGACGAAAUUUUAAUCUCUUAGAAUGCACACUAUCAUCGAAACCGUAGCGUUUCAAUAUUUGUCUUCUAAGGGAAGCCUUUAAAUAUGUGCCUGCUUCUCGCCGAAAUUUUUUUCUUUGUCUUUGUUCAAAAGGAAGCAUUAAUUGCUUGAGGUGCGAAUGCAGUUUUUCGUUUCAUUUAAACAAAAUUUUUACUUCAUUACGAAGAUACUGUCGAUAGCCUUCCGUGCCAAUUCAGUAAGGAAUUGAUCAUCCCUAGUAACGGGACGCAUGACGCCUUAUGGUAUUUCGUGAUAACACCACACAUCAUUGUAUUCUAGAGCAUAGGAAGGACGCUAGCGAAAUGCGAUUUUACUAUUGCAGAAGAAUAGGGCAGGAUUGUUCCGCGUUAUGGAAGUAACCUUUCGACGCAAGAAAACGACAGUUUGUCUAUCAUGACCGACGAUGUCCACCGUGUGCUCCAAGGCAGGGCGAGAUCAAGGGUGAUGACAUGGGCGGGAUUUCUUUUAUAGUCGUAUUAGUCUUGCGCCGCAUCGAUCGCACUCUCUCCUUUUCGACCCGGACCUGCACAGCAUCUACUGAACACUUUUGCCUCCACCUCAUUGUCCUCAUUUCCCGCCUGGGCCUGAUGGUAUGACAGGCAGCAAGCCCGUGGGCGGGAGAGAGCGGGGGUGAUUGGCACGGUGACAACUCGAACCUUAAGGAGUACAACCACAUCCCCUGGUCCACAACAUACACCGGCCAGGGUGUUAUGUACCAAGAAGAGGCGGGUUACGAUCGGAUCCCAUUUUGCGCGGCACGUGCCUGAACCUGGGCGUGUCACCUCGUCACACCUCUGAUAUUUGCACUUGUUAUGGGAUGCGCAUUCCCAAUGGCGUGCGCCGUAAUCCGAUCAAGCCCCAGUGUUGACCCAACCCAUUUACCGCGUAGCCCGUUCUAGAGACGCACGGAAGAAAACGUUACAUAGAUAACGGCUUCCCUUCCCGCAACGACGCAGCACGUUCGGUAACAUUUGACGGGGAAAAUAUAUAGCCGAUCAGCAGUUAUCACUUACAAACACCUUGCAAAUGGCUAAUAGGAAGAAGGGUUGGCAUUUGCCCUCAAAGCUCCUCUUUAACUUCCAAAAAGAUUGCUGCAAUCGGAAACGAUAGCUGGCUAAGUACUAUGCUCAUGCUAGUGAGACUCUCUAAUACAACAACUGUUGCCUUGGAGGGAGAAUAUCAACUCAUUGGAGAGAACGUAUGUUUUGUGGCUAGUCAGGCUAACUACGAGUGGUUGUUCAGGAUUAGGUAAUAACGCAAGGGAAUGCGGAAAAUAACCACUGAUAGCAACCUCAGAAUAUAUGGUUAGGGAUAAAUCCUGUGACGUAGUGACAGUUCGACCAUCGGUUUCGAUGAUGUCCACCGUGUGCCCCACAGUUGCAGCAGCAAUGGGAGCAGGGACGGUGACUUACGCAGGGGUUUAUAGUGCCGGUAGACUUGCGUAGCAUCUACCUACACUCUCUUCUCCUCCCUCGCCCGAGCCCGGCGUCAAGACAGUGUCAAGAAGACUGCGCGCGCCACGGCACGGCACGUAGUAGAGUAGUAGGCAAUGCCCUCGAUGUCCCUAUUGAAAACUGUCCGUACAAUAUAAAUGUUAAAUGCACAUCGUACUAACAUUUUGCCGAUAACAUAUUAGUUUACGGGAAAUGGUUUUACAGUGCUAGACUGCGAAGUGUGGGGCAGACGGUAUUUUCCACGUACAUAUGAAAUUUUAACUGCAAUAAUAGACAUGAAAAUAUCUUGUUUGAACUAGGGUCAUUGAAGGGGGUCCGUGGCCGCUAUAAUAGUAAUGGUCGUUGGCUAAUUACGCGAUGAUUUUAAAAGGCUGUGGGGGCCUUUCUUAGAACAGCUCAGCCCCAGAAGAUAUACGAGAGGAGGAGGAGGAGGAGGUUUUAUGUCGAACUUAAAGGAAGGCUAAUGUGUGAUUUCGUUUGCUUAAAAAAUAUACGCAGUGCGUUGCAUGAGAUGUUUUAAAUUAACCGCGGUCACGAAAAUCAGCACUUAAGGUAAUAUUUGAAGAUUUCGAUUAAUUUUUCCUGAAAUUCAGGCCCGACAACAAUGUAUACGGGAGUAUUUAUAAGGUGUGUCAAGCUCCAUAUCCCAGCUUCCAACCACUAUAAUCAACUAGGCAUAGUGAGACAUUUAAUCUCUACGAAAGCUGACUACCCGUAAAGUAGUCGGUUUUAGUAUUUGUGUAAAUUUACUCAUCAUUAAUUAUAGCUUCUUUGUCAUAAAUUCGGGACCUCCUCCGUAUCUACGGUCAACUGACGCAUUUGUACCUUUUUCGCCUGGAAUUCAUAAAGUUAGAUGAGAUGGUCUCGAUCAAAAGUUGACAAGCUAUUUAGUUAGAAUUAGGUUCCCUGCUAAUUAAUGGCUCAACAUGACUCAAUUCUAUGCAAUGUUUGCAAGUAGAAUUAUGGGACUUCGGUGAACACUUUAUAAACUACGAUUCCAUUUUACUUUGCUCAGAUGCGUUGAUAUGGUGAACCCAAAUUUGUACCCAAAUUGUUCUAUGAAUGCGCUCUACAAAAUCUCCGAAUUUAUGCUUUGUGAAAAUACACAGAAGACAUGAAUAAUUUGCAAGGAACUUAAAAUGCUGCAAAUCCAAAACUGGAGCACACGGGGAACGCAGGAGGACUCACUGAUGAGCCGGAACCCACACAGAUAAUAUUAUGCAGCGGCAGAAUGUCAGUUAAACAUUGAUCUGAGCUUCUAGCUAGUACCUGUGCCGUUUGGUAUGGCAUCUUACGAUACCUAAACAUAUACUAUUGACCGCCUGUUCGCUGUUUGUGUAUAUUACGCGGUUAAUCCGCUGUGCUUGAUGGACAUCGGCCCAGACAUUCAUAUCGAAUUUUAGCCUGAGAAUAUAGGUCUUAAAUAGACAGAUUUACGCCAAGUAACGAAUUGGUUUUUAACAACAAUAAAACUGACGGCGGCCGAGUUCCAUCCUGCGUUUCACGACGCCACACCUCCAGUAUUGGCAUUUGCUAUGUUUGUACUCCGAUCUCUGCCAUGUUUUGGUCCAGCGCAUCUACCGCGUACCUUGUUUCAUGGACAAUAUGAAGUUCACAUAAAUACACGCAUACACUUGCAUGUAAAGUAUGUAGGUUAGACUAGAAGCGUCCGCAUCCGCAUAACUCAGUGUCCACGUGAAUCACAAAAGAAUAAUUUCCAUAUAGCUACUGGACGAACCUACAGCAACCAAACGAUGCUACAUGCGAUAGAAAUGUCUGCAGCAAUCAAGGUGACGUAUGCUCUCGUUUGUGCAUUUCAUGCAGCAAUUUAACACCCUCAGUGGCAUGCUUUGUCAUUCUCUUUUUAGUCCCGAACGAACCGCUCGCCGUUAGGGCUGAAGCUAUCAACUCGACCGCUCUUCGGAUCAGCUGGCGUCCACCGAACAAUAUCGACCGCAAAUUAGAUCACUACCAGAUGUUUGUGGAGUAUUUUACUGAAGAUGGCAGCCGUGUGAUUAAGAACAUGGAAAUCGACCCUUCCAUAAACAACUUUGUUGUCAACGACCUUCCUAAUGCUACCGAAAUACAUGUAACACUUACGACGAUGGUCGGGGUGGGAAUAGAAACCGAUAUGAUGGAGUGGGGAAAAUGGAGCCCAAUCGUCAUUGCAAUUACUCCUCCUGGUAAGUUAUAGAGAAGAUUUUCUUAAUGCUUUAGAUCAUGCUGUGAUAAUAUGACCUUACUUAUGCCAACUUCAAGUCCAUCGUAUAUCAAUUUCAAAGUCCGUGCUGGAGUGGGAUUUGUUUGCAGCUUAGUUGACAAGUUGUCAGAGGAGUCUAUAAAAGAUCAUGUUCAAAAUCAAAUGGGAGGGAAGGAGACUUGCUCCCCGGAACACACAUUCUGAAUGUUUGUAGUCUGGAAAAAAUCUUGAAAUCAUCAUCUAGAUGGCAAUGACUGUAACCAUCUGGUUCACAGAAGGUGCAGUGUUCAUGACUUUCAGCCCAAUGAGGCUGAAAUUGUCGGUCAAGUCAUGUUGGUUAAGUUUAUUUGGGCAUUGGUUCCAGGAGCAGGAACUUGGAGAAAUUAAAUCAAUACUCAAGAAUUUGACAUAUAAUACAGUAUGUUGACCGGAAGAAGUACAUCGUGACCUCAAGUCUGUAAAUCACUCAAUGCAACCUUGUUCCUUAAGACUCAAUGAGAACCUAGAAGAAGAUAUCAAUCUAACUGGGCCCGUCCCUCCCACUAACCAAGAGGGUUUCUAGGAGAAAUAAUUUGGUUGGUGCCAAUGGAAGAGACAAAAAUUGACGCAUACAAUGUUUCCUGUUUUUUAGUCGGGAUGCCAGUUCCGAUCGUUCAUAUCACUGACAUUUCAUCGGACGGUGUAACGAUUUUCACGGAAGAUCUCAGGAAACGGGGACGCGAUUUUCUGAGACUCGUCAACUUGGAUGAACCAAGCAUUCGUGUGGUGCGUGAUGUUGGGUUUUACGAAGGACGAAUCCCUCUUAGUGAUAUGAAAGCGGACACAAACUACUCAAUUGCCAUAGCACGCAGUUUCCUGUUUGAAAAUAUUGAUAUGGAAGAGUUGGGUCAGUACUUUACUGAUCCAAUUUUCAUUCGAACAUUGCCUGAAGGUUCGCUCCUCAUGUCCUUAUAUGCAGUUUUAAAACAUUAAUUAAUUCCAGUUAAAGUCCAUUUUAACAAUUUAGCAUGCUCUUACACCACUUGUCAGUGGUGGCAGAUAUUGGCACAGUCCGCUUAGAUUUGUUUAAAAUACGUGCUCGAACGUCGAUUUUUAAGCAGGUUGUAAGAACAUGGAUAGUCAUUAAAUCAUUGGAAUAGUAAGAACCGAUCCCACAUGAAAUUGAAGUAAUAGUUGCAAAGUAAGAAAAAAUUACAUGAUUUUGCUCAUAUCGUGGUCCGCAAGAGUGAUAAAACUCGCGCCACCAAUGAGAGGGCUUACGAUUUCGAAUGUAACAGGGUAAAUUGCCUGACAUGAAAUUAUACAUGCUACGUGUUAGUCAAUGCAUUAAUUUAUGAGGUGUUAACCACAUAAUCAUGUUUAUUCCGUCACAUUGGACAAGUGACUGCCAUCAGGGUGGUACUUUGGGCUAGUUGAAGCUCUUAGCGCUGCAUAGUGCAUGGUAUACUAGUGCUUUUAAUAGUGAUUUCUGGUCCCUUCUGACAGUUCCCAGCGAACCCACCAACGUGACCGGAUCUAGAUUAAAUGCCACAUCAGUGCGUGUUGCAUGGAGCAAGCCCAUGCAUUCGCGUGGCACAAUCGAUGGCUACAGCGUACUGUACAUCUACAAAACGCCUAACGGCUACGUGCGGGACUCAGUGCCUCAAAUAAAUCCGGAUGAGUAUCAGGCAGAUAUUCACGACCUGCCUUCGGGGGUGUCAGUGGAUGUCACGGUAAGUGCGCAUACACGUGCAUCUUCGGAGGGGAAUGGUGGAGGCUGGAGCCUGGAGAGCACCGGGUAUACUAUACCAGGCAAGUAGUUACAUUUUACUUCCUAACUAUCUAUGCAUGUUUCGGCUGGUCUAGUGCUUAAAUGUCUCAAACCCUUUAAAAUAAGCAGUAGUGGAUACCGGAGGGGGUUGAAAUUCGGAGUUCCAGGUGUAGAAGAUUGUUCGAGCGCCGGAACAGUCUGUUUAUUAUUUUGAGUUUUUUGACCCGUAUCGGAAUCCACCGUCAGAGGUAGCAACAACAGAACAAACGACAAUUGCAGGGAUGGCCAACCGAUCUUCUUCUUCUUCUGCAAUAGAGUGCCUGAAGCUUAGAGUGCCCAGUCUGCUCAUAUCGUUAGGUUCACAUCAGCUGACCUCUCUAUGAGGAAGGUAGGUCAGUAUACCAUUACGCAUCGUAAUGUCACCUGACCGAUAUCGUCUUGACGCUCCGCGCUAACAUUUUAUUAUUGUUAUAGUAUUACUGUCUAUGCUUCAGUAACGUUUGCUUGGCUGAGUAGUCCUGCCGUCUCAGACACAUUGCACACUUACUGGCAUUCACUUUGGCACCUGUAGAUAAUUCAGAUCGCCCUACACCCCUCGUAGCACAAUUGCGCCCAGACUGACUACUGUGCAAUGCACUUCGUAGUGUCAGUCUUUCUAACACAUGGGAUAAUUCCCUUAUCUGUGCAUUUUUAAUUAUUCGUCCGUAGCCGUUUGAUGUUUCUGUUUCCAACUUCUUGAUAUACUUCGGCUGCUUAUAACAAAAAGGCAGUUAAAGGGUUCAGCACCUACGUUUCUUCCAAAUAAACUGAACUGAUUUAAAAUACCCUUUUCCUAUAUGGUAUCAUCAAAACCAUCAUCCAUGUUUGGCAUGAUUCUUUAUCUCAAAAUAAGGGCUGAAUAUGACUUUGGAGUAGCUUCCAGAUCGUAAGCAAUCCACUUUGCGACUUUACCCUAUCAGUGAGGGGAGAAACAUUAUGUGCAUAUGUGAGGCUUCCAGAUGUUAUUGUGGUAAUCUCCGAGACAUUUGACUCGGUAACCUCUCUCCCAAUGACAUGAUAGAACUGCAAGUUCCUAAGUUAGCCAAAUUACCUGAACAAUCUUUCAGGGGUUACGUCUCACAAUGAACAUUUUUCGUUUCAAGUUGGAUGUGCCCCAUUGUCUUAAAAAUGAAAGUAAAGAAGUUCAGUGUCUUGAAUGAUUAUAUCCUUUUAAUCCUAAACAUGUUUCAGAAUGCAACCUGCAGCAAAACAAGAAACCCUUCUUGAAACUGUAAUUCGAACAAACAAGCACAACUCAUUUAUUCGAGAUUUCUGCAUAUUGAAGUUGCUAUAAGCUGUCGCAACAUGGUCCUCUACGUCAUAAACUAUGAAGGAGGCAAAAUGCCGUCUUGUGUGCAAAUUGCGCGCUGACUUUAUCCAAAGGUGAUUUGUUGGCUUCUCGGAUAAUGGGAUUUAAAAAAUCAGUCGAAUUAAAUAUCCCCAUCCAGUACCUAUUCAGGACAAAUCAUUCGCUAAUUUAGUUAGGUCGGGAUGCCUGUCCAUCCUUUUUGCAGAAUAGAUAUUAGCUUGUUUCAGGUUCUUUUGAUUACUUGGCUGCGCUUCUUAAUGUUAUCUUUGUUAAGAAUACGCAGACACUGUUUCGUCAUUUUGCGCCUACCGUACAGCAAUCCGGACAAAAUGGUCUGUUUGGCGGCCGCUUCCGAAACGCCUCUUCUCAAUUUAACGUUUUGACAGCGCGCCAACUGAACCGGCUUAACUGAAAGGACCGGAAACCGAGUCAGCACGUAUUUUAUAGGGGAGAAGAAAUCACCUUUGCAGCUAAUGAGUCCACGCACGAGCUUACUUCUUCAUUAGAUCAGUCCGAGCUAGAUGUGCUUAUUCUUGUGAAAUGUACCUUACUGAUGGGCUUUUCUUACCUAUGUAAAUGUAGUAGUGAGUCGUACAGGAGAAACAGUGCAUAUGGAGAAGACAAUUAACCAAACCGAUUCCUUAUUUCUGCUUCAUUCUGCAUCUUUCGACAGAAAUGGUGUGUUGAUCAUCAACAAGAACUAGUUUGCAUUUAGACAAUAAAUGUGCCGGGAAGUGGAUUUGGCCAAGGUUUUCACAUCUGCACGGGGCCCUGAUAUACUGGGCUUCACUUUUAGAGUAUAGGACAUUCAAAAAUUUUAUGUCCCGGUAGAGCAUGCCGAUCUAUGGUAGAUGCACAACCAUGUCACUUGUGUAGGCUUUUCCAAGGGGUUAAAAUUGCUGCGUAGGGAGAGCCAAAUCGAAUGCAAACAUUUCAUGAGAAAUCACUUCUCAAUUCCGCAUUUAUUUGAAAUCUCAUCUUUCCCGAAUUUUGUCUCAAAUGAGGGAAACCUAUCGACACAAAAUAUGCAUUAAUUUCAAAAAGCAGUUUCCGUUUUUACACGUUCCAAGGACGUACUAUUGGUUAUUUUUAUGCCAUUUAUAUGAAUGAACCUUGCUUAAACUAACGUACGCCGAAGUUUUGGCUCGAAAGGAGUUAAGACCCGAAAUCGGCAUUAACGUUCCUCCAUAGCCCGCCCAAAAAACAUCGUUCGAGUCAAGCACGUAUUGGUGUAAACAGUGCAUGCUGAUAAAUUGUUGAUGUAUACCUAAGUCUAAUUUUUACAGCUAUCUGAACUAGUUUGCAUUUAGCAGCGACUAUAACGGAAGAAUCCUCGAGCUAAAAUAGAAUGACAGCUAACAUAUUGCGGCACUAGGGGCACUAGGCGUCUGGGAGUCACUCCAUCGACGGUCCACAGAAGAACUCCCCAUGUUCUCAUUGUCAGUCUUUUAAUGAACAUUUCCUCGGUUCGCAUGUACUUACACAACUUCUCUUUAUCUAGCCGCUUUAGAAAUA
Messenger RNA from Spirometra erinaceieuropaei, 15865 nucleotides. The record is from the annotation of a GenBank genome assembly. NCBI's taxonomy places the organism in Eukaryota, Metazoa, Platyhelminthes, Cestoda, Diphyllobothriidea, Diphyllobothriidae.